Molecule: messenger RNA, 240 nt
Organism: Aspergillus luchuensis
Lineage: Eukaryota; Fungi; Ascomycota; Eurotiomycetes; Eurotiales; Aspergillaceae
Exons: 1
Coding region: 1-240 (79 amino acids)
Source: RefSeq, a predicted model, not a curated record
AUGGAGGUCUACGGAGCCAGUGGGUAUGCCGGAGACUCCCUCUGCGACUCCAACGCAAUCUCGACCAAUAUCGGCGUUAUGACGGUGGAUGUGGUGUGGGCCAUUGGGUCGACAGGGAAGGAGAAUAAACAUCUGGGUCCCGGCGACGGCAAUGUUGUGAGGCCACCGCCGAUCACCUCACUGCCCUGGUCUGCUCGAGAGAGCUGGUGGAUGAGUUGGGAAUGCGAUCGUCAGCGUUGA